This is a messenger RNA of Ostreococcus tauri, 1785 nucleotides long. Its product is annotated as Transcription factor, SBP-box. Gene Ontology annotation, cellular component: nucleus. Gene Ontology annotation, molecular function: DNA binding. The record is from RefSeq and is a predicted model, not a curated record. Lineage: Eukaryota; Viridiplantae; Chlorophyta; Mamiellophyceae; Mamiellales; Bathycoccaceae. The transcript has a single exon. Bases 1 to 1785 code for a protein of 594 amino acids.
AUGCCCCCGCCCUCUGGCGCGUUCGAGGACGACGCCCAGGUCUCGUUCGCCGAACUCGUCGCGGGACUGGACCAUGAGGUCUGGGACGACGGCGCGUACGCGUUGGACCCCGGGGUGUUUGACAUUGUCCGGACGGAGGCGGCGACGGCGCGCGAGGCGCCGCGGGGGACGAAAAAGGGCGGCACGACGUCCAGGGGUGGCUCACGGCGAGGGGCGAGCGGGACGACGUCCAGGGGUGGAUCGCGGAAAGGGACGAGCGGGACGACGUCCAGGGGUGGAUCGCGGAGAGGGGCGUCGGGGGCGGCCGGGACGGGCGGGAGCGAGGAGCGGACGACGUGCGAGGUCGACGGCUGCGCCGAACCGAGGAGCGAGCACCGGGGGGCGGGUUUGUGCGACAAGCACAGACACGCGGACUUUUUCGUGAUCGAGGGGCAGAACUAUGGGAGACCGAUGCGGUGGUGUUUCUACUGUCAUCGCGCGCACGAUCGAGGGGCGUUCAGCGCGGCGAGUCGGUCCAUAUGUACGGAGAAGUUUAUGCUCCGCCAGGGACGCAGGAAGGAACAAAAGUUUCAGACGACGACGACGACGACGACGACGACGACGAUCAAUAGCGGCGGGCGGACGAGAGACAGCGCGGGCGGUGGGUCGGCGCCGGCGCGGAUGGCCGAUACGGGACGGACGAGGAGCACCGAUAGUGAAGGAAACGCCUCCGUGGUCGAUCAGCAGAGGCGAUCAAUUCGCGACGGCAAGGCCGCGCUCGAGGCUCUGCGUUGGCGCGAUCCCAACGUCGUUCCCACCGGAUACGAUACCAAGUUUUGGGUCGCUCAUCCAAGAGAACUUCAGGAGCGCACUGACAUGUGGGACCUCGUGCGCAGGAUCAACGCACAGGACGAACCAGUGGGCAUGUACGGAACCAUCGUCCGUGGGUGCGUUCGAUUCACAGUCAGAGGAUGGGAGAGUGUUGAUAAUUCGUCUGCUUCGACGAGCGCGAACGAGCCUUUGGAGCGUCGAUUGGGGCGCGAGUUUGUUGACGUUCCCGAGAACUCGCUCGAGAUUUUGCAAAAACCCAUCACUGUGUGCGAGAUGAAGUCGACGAGCCCUAGACGAGUUGACUUGAAUAACGGCCAAGUUGUCAACGCACGCGAGUGCGGGUCAAUGAUCGGAGUGGACGUUAUCUUCGCAAGUGCUCGCGACGAAUUGAUCGUCGCGACUGACGAGAACGUAGACGUCAUCGUUCGAUUUUUCUCCGAGUACGUCGAUCGCGAGGUGAUUUCACCGGUCUCUUCGUCCUCGGUUUCGAUCGAUCCCUUGGUGGACUACGACAGGUGUAGUGCCCUGAGUGAUCACGUGCUGUCGAUACAGGCUGGUGGCUACGGGAUUGCGUAUCAGCACGUAGCAGUCAUCCAAGAUGCAGAAAUCGCAAAGGAGCUCGCAGAGCUAGAUGCCUCGGUCGAGGAUGCCGAACUUCGCGAGCAUCUUCGUGCGUUCUCGUUCGAUUACGUCUGGCUAUCUAAUCGUGUUGAUAGUAUGAUGCUCUACGGGGACAAAGAUGUCGAGCGAGCUUUGCGCAUCGUGGACACCGCUCGCGACGUUUUCCAAGCUUGGGGGCGCUCGCCUCGGGCGAUGCAGAGAAUGGAGACGCUUCGAAGCGAGCUCGAGGCGAUGAAAUGUUUGGCGCCCGUGAUUAACGACUCCACCUCAGUGGCGACGUGUAGAACUACUAGAAAUCAUCAGCUUGCCGCGCGCAGCGCUUCAGUGCGCCGUCUCAAGACGAAGUCUUACUGA